This is a messenger RNA of Dipodomys ordii (Ord's kangaroo rat), 1313 nucleotides long. RefSeq names its product hemK methyltransferase family member 1-like. The transcript is spliced from 10 exons. NCBI's taxonomy places the organism in Eukaryota, Metazoa, Chordata, Mammalia, Rodentia, Heteromyidae. Gene Ontology annotation, cellular component: mitochondrion. The record is from RefSeq and is a predicted model, not a curated record.
AUGUCUGAUGAGGUAGAGGCAGCAGCGGCUGCUGACACAGGGGAGGAGGCCGCUGAGGUGGCGGUGGCUAAGAAGAAGGAGCAGAGGCUGCUUGCAGCCCGCUAUGUGCCCGCAGAAGCCCCUACCCCCUCUCAGCAGCGCUGCUUUUCAAACAUGGCACUGCCUGCUCUGAACCGCAGAGCCUCUUGCAGUCACCUGGCGGAGAUGGUGCGCCCCUGGCCUGCUUGUGGCCCUGAACUGGUCCCGGUCCCGGGUCCUCAGAUGCUGGGUGCGCACCCGAUCACAGCCUACAGCUUCUUCCAGCAACACAGGCUGACCACCACAGUUGAGGAUGUCUUGGGGAGCAGAGAUUGUGACCUCACCAUCGGCAGCCUGUCAGCUGUGAGCAGAGACAAUUCCCAGCACCUGAACUGGAAUCUGGGAGAUUCAGAGACCUGGGAUGCCUCAAAGAUCCUUUCUUUGCAACAUGAAACUUGGGGGCCAGAGAUAGUGGACCAUUCUGUCUGCCCCAGUGAGUGGAGAGGAGGCCCCUUGAGCCUGGCAUUCACCUCACAGCAACCUUGUUCACACCUGGGGAAUGGAGUGCCACAGAACUGGUUCAGUGGCUGGACAGAGAUCUUUGAGAAGAUAGACAUCCCAGAGGCCCUGGAGUCCAGUGAGUACAUCAUGGCUCAAGUCCUUGGAACCAAAACAUUUCAGAGCCUAAAGCCAGUAUGUAGGACCAAGCCACUGUCCCCUCGGCAACUUCACGACAUCCAGGAUCUGAGUGCUCACCGAUUAACAAGGAUGCCUGUGCAGUACAUCCUUGGGGACUGGGACUUUUGCUGGCUCAAUCUGAAGAUGACAACCCCAGUGUUCAUUCCUCAACCAGAGACAGAGGAAUUGGUAGAAUGAGUGUUGGAGGAGGUGGCCCAGCAUCCCCAUGUGUCUGGAACCCAAGGUGGCCCUCUCAUUCUGGAGGUGGGCUGUGGGUCAGGAGCUGUUUUGCUCAGCCUGUUGAAGCAGCUUCAUGAGAGCCAAGUCAUUGCUGUGGAUAAGGAAUAAGCCUCCAUCAGACUGACCCAGAACAAUGCUCAAAGACUUAGGUUGCAGGACAGAAUUCAGAUCAUCCCCCUGGAUGUGACCUUAGGUACCCUCCCCCAUCCACCUCCCUUGGGGUCAGGAUCCUGGAUGCUCUCCCUGCUGGGAGGAUAAGGCACCACAGAGAUGAGGAGGGGAGCUGGGCAGUCCUUCUGCCCUGGGCACCCCUGGGCCCGCUUAUCAGCAACCCUCCCAAUGUCUUCCACCAGGGCAUGGAGAAGCUGGCCCCUGAA